UAUUUUUUUUUGUUGUUGUUACUUUCCUUGGAUCGUAUUACUCUGUGGUGGUGAAGAGUUCGGUGUCAACUUUUUUUGUUUGUUUGUAAUCUUCUGGUUUGAAUGGCACUCAGUCACAGUUCACUAAGUCAGAAUAUCACUUAAUGAUGUUUCUACCGUAGCUGAUGAAUAUCAUCAGUAUCAUCUUUGUGUGAGGGAUAUCUGUAUCUGUUCAUGGCAUCUAUCAUCCACUGGAUCAUUGUAUUAGCUUCAAGUUGUUUUCUUCUUGUGUUUAGCAAUUAAUUUCGGACAAUCAAUGAAAGCUGUAAUACAGGGAAUCUAGGUUUUAUCGUUUUGAAAGGUUUUUCUUUCUUUUGAAGACAAAAGUGAUAUAGAGCGACUCCGUCUAAGUUGUGGUCAUUCAGUUCUCAGCUAGCAGUCUCAAUGUGUGUGAAUUGGUUUUCUCAUGUUCGCUAAGUGUUGGAUUAAACAUUAUUUCCUGUGGAUAGACUAAGCAGCUGUGUUACUUUGGUUGCCGUUUUGCUAAGCCGUUCUUUCCAUGUGGAUGUGGCAGUCUCCUGGCUUUAGUUGAGCAUGUCUUGCUGUUGGAUGUGACAGUCUCCUGGCUUUAGUUGAGCAUGUCUUGCUAUUGGAUCUCUACAUGGCCGGCACUUCUACAUGGGCAAUUUUAUGAGGAAAAUUUGCGAGGCUGACAGGGUCCUUGCGGAGCAGUCACGUGACUUCCGGGAGCGAGUGCCCAACAAUGAGUACCUGCCGCUGCCAAGACGUCGACCAUCGCUGCUACCACCUGAACACUACCACCAUACAGCUGCAUUGGAGAGAGACAGAGGUGUAAAUGAUGGCUACCAAGCUCGCUAUGCUCAGGACAAUAUGGCCGUCAUCCCUGGAUUGUCUGGAGCCGGUCCCAGCCAGAGCUCCACUGCUCCAUCUCCUUCACACCACUCUGUGGACCUUGGGCCUGGGCCCAUCAAGCGUCCCAGGACAUCUGACCGACCCGACCUGACCCAACCCUUGCAUGUUGAUGUGGAAGUCAAGCGGGAACCAGCAUACACUCCUCAAGUGGAGGCCAUUUCUCCCAUCAUACCUCAAGAGGAGCCACCCAAUAAAGUCUUAAGGGAAGAGCUGCUGGCCAACAUUGACCGGGUAGAUCGAGAUAUGGUCACUGUAGAGCAGCAAAUUUCAAAGUUGAAGAAGAAACAGGACCAACUGUUGCAGAAUAAGAACAACCCACAUGAAGAAAAGGUUCAUGACCAUGAGCUGUCUUAUGAGCCCAAACAUCAAAGUAUUGCACAAAUUAUCUACGCUGAGAAUCGGAAGAAAGCUGAAGCAGCACAUAAAAUAUUUGAACACUUGGGACCAAAGAUUGAACUGCCAUUGUAUCACCAACCAUCAGAUACCCCAGUUUAUCAUGAAAACAUUAAGAAUCACAAGAAGUUCAGGGCCAGGCUUAUUUUGCACUUGAAAAGACGCCAUCAAGCCAGAAGAAUAAGGGAGCGUUACCUGACAGAACGUUAUGAUCAACUGAUGCAGUCUUGGCUUAAAAAAACUGAAAAAACAGAGAACAACUCCAAGAGAAAAGCAAAAGAAUCUAAAAUGAGAGAGUUUUAUGAGAAAAUUUUUCCUGAAAUUAAAAAACUGAGAGAAGAAAAAGAAAGCAAACAAGGAACUAGAAGUGGUCAAGGUGGCUACGUCAGGAGCGAUGCUGAACUGGAGCAGAUCAUGGAUGGCUUGACAGAGCAAGAGGAGGAAGAGAAGAAAAUGCGCAGUCUGUCUGUGAUACCUCCCGUGAUGCUAGAUGCUAGACAGCGCAAGAAAGGAUUUGUCAACAAUAAUGGUUUGUUGGAAGACGCUCUGGAAGUCCACAAAGAGGCUCAAAAUUACAUGGCUCGGUGGACAGAGGCUGAAAGACAAAUCUUUAAAGAGAAAUACCUACAGAACCCCAAAAAUUUUGUAGUGAUUGCAUCUUUUCUUUCACAAAAGAGUGUCCCUGACUGUGUGCAGUUUUACUAUUUGACUAAGAAAAGUGAAAACUAUAAACAGCUGUUGCGAAAACAAAAUAUGAAGCGGAAAAGAAACAUGACAAAAGCUCAGCAACAGGAACAGCUUAGACAGCAGCAGCAACAGGAACAACUGAGGCAACAACAACAGCAGCAACAGCAAGAAGAGUCUAAUAACAGCUCUGGAUUAGUUAAAGUGGAAUUAAAGAAUGAGACUAAUGCAGACCAGGGAGAGGGUCCAUCAGGAGACAUGGUGAAGAAAGAAGUGAAAGAAGAAGAGAAAGAAAAAGGAGGAGAAGCAGACAUUUCUGAAGGGGAGGCUGCACCAAAUGAAUCGGAAGGUGGCAUCCACAGCUGCUAUGUGUGUAAAAUUGAGGUGGCUAAUUUUAGUUUGAGCCGACCCUUGACUGCUGCCAACUGUGACCAGUAUGGCGUGGCUCUGACCGAUAUACAGAUUGACAUGAGGGUCUGCCGCUCCUGUCAUUGUCGCACUGUCCGCAAGCGAUUCACUCAUUGUCCCAUUCCUACCUGCCGCACACCUCGAAAGCGUACCAAACGUCUGAGACCUGUACCUGCCAUCUGGCAUGAGCUUCCUCCUGACCAGAAGAGUACCAUAAUGCAAGAGCUCCAACUGAAAGAGGAUAUUAGCAAAUGUUGCUCGGCCUGUUUCAACCGCAUCACACGUCGUCUAGGCAACACAUCACAGGCCACUGAGACCAGCGUGACUUCAGCCGCUCCAGAAGUGACCACGGGUCCUGCAGAGAGCACCAGUGAAGCCGGUGAUGCAGACAUGUCAGAGAACUCACGAUGGACUGAAGAAGAAAUGGAAAAGGCCAAGAAAGGCCUGAAGAAGCAUGGGAAAGAUUGGACAGCUAUUGCCAACUUUGUUGGAACAAAAACUGAGGCCCAGUGUAAAAACUUCUUCUUCAACUACAAGAAAAAGCUCAACUUGGAAGCCAUAGUCGAGGAGCACAAAGAUUCCAAUGGUAAUGAUCGUCGGACUACCUCAACCUGUGAGAGUAUAACAUCAACUGUUACUGCCAACUCAGAGGAGGAGGUCUCUUUGAGUGACGAUGAGAAUGAUGAGGAUAACGGCGAUGACAGUGACACUGCCAGUGCCCCCAGCCCAAAGAUGGAAGAAGGGGAAGGUGAACAAAGCUCAGUGUCUAGGGCUCAAGAAGGAGACGGCUCUGGGCCACCUGUACCCAUCAGCAGCUUGUCUGAAAACAACAAACAACUUAGCGCCUCCCAAGGAAGUCUGAGAAGCAUUGACAAUGACAGUAGUGCUACAAUGAGUGCAGAUGAAGGUCCUCCAGGACCUAGCUCCCUGAGUAGUGUUGUAGUUGGCAGCUACAGCCAGCAGUCCCUCGACAUAACUCAUAGACACACUCCGCCAUCAUCUGGACUUGGCCAGGGAUCCAGAGGACAUGUACCUUCACCUUUCAAUGUCCCAAGACAAGGCUCUGUUCCCCUGACAUCAUCUGGACUUACAGUGGUCAGAGCUACUCCAGUCUUUGGCUUGGCCCGACCACCUUCUAGUGAAGUCACAGUCAUAAGAGAAGUGCCUGCACCAGGUAUGGAUUAUCAAAGAAUAAUUCCCUCCUAUGGAAAUCACCUGUUGCCAGAACAAAUGCUUGAGACCAGGCUUUCCCCCCGUCCGUCUAGUGCUCAUUCAGAGGGCGGAGGAAGUCGAAUGACCUCUUCUCCACACUCAGUGUCUGGAAAGGGUCAAAGAAAGCAAGCCUGUGUCAGGGACCUGAUCAACUCUGCGAUUGAAAGAAAUUUAUGUGACCCAGCAACAAAUCAGCCAGCGAAAGAUAGACGACUGGUACAGGAAAUGAGUCAUUCUAGAGGACCCACGCCUCAAGAUCUGAGGAAAGAUAAGCGGGAACUUCCUCCCCAGAUGCCGGAGAGAGGAAAUGGAAGUCUAGUGAACUACACCAUACCCAGGCCGUCUGACAGGGAAAUGGAGGUUCAGGACCUUUCACGACGAAGUGAUCCUUUGGAGAAAGGACCGCAUGGGUACAAGGGUGACCCAAGGGACUUUGAGCCGCAUCGUUCUCGAGUAGAUACAUACCAAAGGUCAACGGCUGAGCCUACUCGGCAGAUGGCUGCUCCGCCCCCUGCCCAUUCGCACCAUGCCCAGAGCGUGAGCACACAUCCAGCUGUCCAAGAUCUUGCUAAGCCGAUGCACAAACCAGACAGUAGAAAUAAAUCGCCCUCCAUGUACAACACCGUCAAUAGUGACGCAAGGUCCUUGGUGGAUUCAAGAUCACUUUCGCCAAGUAUCAGAGGAGUUCAAAGUUCAUCACCCUACUCCCAUGGAAUGGAUCCAUCUCGCUACUCCCCAGCUCGCAUUCCUCCCCCACCCCCUCUAAUAACAAGCAGUGCACAAAGAGCCUCACCGAAACAAGUCCGCUCUCCUCCCAAUACUUCCCCCAUACUUGUACGUGGCUCCAUCACUCAUGGAACCCCUGUCACGCACCACCCUGUUGGGGGUACUUCUGCUCACCCUAUGGCGGGAAUCGUUCGCCAGCCAGCCCCGCCACCAGCCCAGCAGGGCUCAAUCACCAAAGGCACCCCAGUGAGAGAAAUGGCUCGUGUGAAUGCAUCUGGCCAAGAGAGCUCUCAAAGAAUAUCCAUAGAUCCUGGAUAUCGCCCCAGCCAUGGACAGUCUAGCAUGUACGAACGAAGCCCAUAUCAGCAGACCCAGCCAGUGUAUGGCAAGCAGAGCCAAUAUCCUCAGAACUCUAGCUACCCUCCCUACCAGGAGCAGACUCAGCCCUAUAACAGUUCUAGAGCCACCAUUAUGAGUGACUACCUUACUGCCCAACAGAUGCCCCGUGGGCAGAAGGAACGGGAAGAAGGCUUAUCCCCCCGAGGUGGGGGCCGGGAUCCAGGCCACCCACAAUCCUCUGCCCAACACCCUACACAUGCUUCAAGUCAGCGUCCGGUCCAACCUCCUGUAGACUCUCGACAUCAGAUGGUAGUCAACCAAGGAAUGAUGUAUGUGAUGGGAAAUCAGGCCUCACAGAGUGACUCCCACGUCAAAGCUCCACCUCACAGCUCCAGAGAAGAUAAGCCUCAGCCCUCACCCUGGUCACAAGGCGGACGAAGUAUGCCUGGUCAACCAAUGGGAGCAUCACUAACCCUGGACCCAAUGGCGCCCCAGAGGCCCAGUAUUGUGACAGGAACUGGUCGGCCUCCUCAUCACCCGGAGCACAAAUCUGAAGUCCAGAGCGCCAUGGCAGACAGCACCAGCAUGUCACAGCAGCGGGGUCAGCAGUCGCCUAGACAACCGGAUUCAAGAAUGCUGAACAUGCCCACAGACCCCAACCAGUCUCGUAGACUGUCCCCGAACUUAAGGGGGCCCUACAAGCCUGAAAUGACUAGACCGUCUCAGUGGGAGCAGAUGAAACAAAGACAGUAUGAAAAUGUAGAGCAGUUCAAUAGACAAGAACAAGAUCGCCGUAUAGCUACUACCAUCAGCCAGUCCCACCAGACUCACCCUGCACAGUCCAUGUAUCCUGUCCAGCGGCCUGACAGUAGAGACCAUUACCCUGGAGGAGAGCUCCGCAGAAGUGACAUGCCGUCCUCAGAUGGGCAGCGCCAGGAUUCCCUUCAGAAUCAGAGGCAGCUCACGGAUGUGAACUAUGUAAAGAGGCAACUAGGUGCAGCUGGAGAGAAUGCUCCCACAAUUUUGCUGUCUGCCUUUCAGAGAGACGAUGUGAGCUCCUCACCACAGCCGCCCAAUAGUCACAGCCACCCUAGCAAGGCCAUGACGGCAGACAAACUCAUUAAUGCUAUAAUCAUCCAUCAAAUUAACCAGACCCCAUCAGAUGAUGGCCAUGGAAAGCCAGCUUCUUCACCUGGACGUCAAAUGGCUGCUGGUACUUCAGAUCCCUCACAAAGUGAAAGCAGAGCCGCAGACCAUUACAUGCGCUAUUCAGCAAGGGGUGCACAAGAUCAAUCAAGAAUGGAUACAUUGGACUCAAGACAUCACAGACCUGAUGCCCGCCAGCAACAGCAGUUUGAGCAGCAGAGGAGAAUGGACCAUGCUUCCCAGCAGCAGCAGCAGAGGGAGAUGGAGCGCCAAGAGGUCAGGCGGCAGCAGAUGGAAGUUGUGGACCAGAGGGGUAGAGGUGGCAGCAUGCUAGAAGGAGUCGACCAGAGGGGAAGAAGCAGCUCUAUGAUGGACCAGCAACAGAGCAGGAGAGACCCAGAGAUGGAGAGGUCAGAGAUGGAGCACAAGCAGCGCAUGCAGCAACAGAUGCCAGAGAUGGUUUACAGGCAGCAGCAACAAGCCUCCAAGCCCAAGUAUAUUUCUCCUUCACAGAGAGAACAGAGUGACCAUCACCCUGAAGUGGACAGCAGAAGCAGGCAGGAGAUGGACAGUAGGUCAAGGGGAAGUGGUGAUGUUGGGCCUGACCCGAGGGGUCGAAGUUCAAGCAAUGACUCUGAGCCCCGCCCACAUACCUCUCCUAUUGCUGGGAGUCAGGUUAGCUCUCCAGGCACAGCGGGUAUGAUACCAAGCAAGACAGGGGGCAGCAUGAUGACCUUGGGUGACCACAUCGAUGCUAUCAUCAGUAAGGACUACGACUCCAACAAGCCUCCAGGAGCUCAGGGUGGCCACACUUCAAGAUCUAUGAAUAACGUCUCUUUUUUAGCCCUGAUUCAGGACUCUAAUAGCGUGGGUGGUUCAACAACUGACUACCGUGAGCCUAUGGAUGCAUCCCAAACGCGAAGGAGUCCUGCCGUUUCUGAGUCUGGUAUGGUUGGAUCAACGUCUGACUCAAGACCCAGGAGCUAUAGCAUCCCCACUACUCAAGGAGGACCCUCCCCCAAUUGGAAGAAAUGGGAUGGUAUAGGAGAAAGACCAACUCAUUCAACUCCUACUCCUGGCCAGACAGAUUCUGUUUCCUCGUCACCUUCUUCCUCUUCAUCCUCCAGCAGUUUAGCCAAGUCCAGUGUGACCAGCUUCACGCCGUCCCACCCUUCCCAGCUGCACGCCUUGCCCCAGGGUGGCUCAGGGGACAGGGUAGGCGGCUCUGACCAGUCACGCUCCCCUCAGCCACAGCAGCACCAUAUGUUCCACACGCGGCGCAGCCCCCAGCAGCAGGGAGGCAUGUCUUCACACCAAACUGUUGCUGAGGCUCCAUUUGCUACAUCAGGUGUGCCUCUGGUAGAGAGCAGUGUCUCCUCACAUGGACUCAAUGAAUCUCCCAGUCAGAGUGUUAUGAUGGUCUCAGCCCUGGAUGUUGUGCAGAGCAAAAUUGAAAUGGCCCUGAGAGAAAACAUGGACACUGCCUCACUCCCAAGGUCGGGUAGAGGGGACAAGCCCACGUCAUCCACCCCCUCUUUGUCUACUUCAAUGGCGUCUCCUUUGUCCUCGUCGUCAAGCAAGAUGCCUGGCCAGAUGGCAACGAGCACUUCACCACAGGAGCAGCCAUCCAGCAGGAGCUCCAACUCUUCUUCCCAAGACAGCCACAGCGUUAGUUCUGCUCAAUCUUCCGAUCAGUCUGAAGAUAGCUCGCCAUAUCACAGAAUGGGUCAAGCUUCUGAAAAUAAUGACCCAGCUUUGUCGCCAUCGUCAUCUAGUGUACCCUCUUAUAGUAGAAAACGAGGCCUUGUGAGACCCCGAGGGCGUCCGGAAGAUAUGCCCUCACCAGCGACACCUUCAUCCACUAUCCCUUCUCAGUCUGGUAACAAGUCUGCCCAGCCCAGCCCUCACCCCAGUAGCUCUUCCUCAAGAGAUCGUCCUUCUCCCAGCUCUGGUCCCCCAGAGAGUACCUCCAGAGGUUCACACAAGCCUGGCAGCGGAGAUAAAACUGGCCGCCUGUCUGCCUAUGACUUCCCAGAUGAUACAGAUGAUGAGCCUGUGGGCAAGACACCAAGCAGCUACAUGGCCUUAGCCACAUCAGGUCGUGGAGCACGCAAAUGCCAGGUGGAUAGCUCUGAUGGUAAAGGCUCAUGGCAAGGCCCUGAUACUCAGGGUUCUUUGGAGGAAGGGAAAACAGGAGAUAAAAGUGAAGCUCAAGCUUAUGACACCUUGUCUCAGUCGGAAGGAGCGACAAAGCCAAGAUCAAGGUUUGGCAGUCGUGUCAGUAGUGUUGAAGCCGAACCUGGCUCCGGGCUGCACUCAUCAGUAGACAGCACAAGGCCAGACAAAUCUGGAGAAGAUGGUGAAGGUGUGGACAGUUCCACUUCUUCUGAUCGCUCUAAGCCACCAAAGCAGAGAGCAAGGGUCAGUGGACUGGACAGCACAACUCAGUCAAGUGACUCUAUGCCCGGGUCUGAAGUGACCCAAGGAUCAGGUGAUGGGGAAGACGCACACCUGUACCCCCAGCAGUGGAGGUGUCCCCGCCCAGGCCCAGACUCUGGAAUGGCGGAUGAAGCAGCAACCCGCUCCAUCUCUAGCUCAGAUCAUGCUGAUAGUCACAGUGGCCCCACUACCUCAUUGUCUGGCCCCUCCAUCCCUUAUUCAUCUGGCAGUCAGCCAGUGGUGUCCAGCAUGAUCCGAGACCCAGAUCAGACCACUAUGUGUUCUCGUGACCAGGAGCCCGCCCCCCUCCUCUCUUCAAAGUAUGAAACUCUGUCAGACGACGAUGAAAUGUAAAAUACUUUUUUUUUCUUGUGUUCAAUCUAUUUGGCUUGUGCUCAUACCUUAAUGCCACAUCACAACAUUUUACCAUGUCAAAGACUUGAAAUGAUGAAUCAAAUUUUGUGCUUGUGUUUGUUUUUAGUUUACCUAUCAAUAUAAUGUCAUUUUCUAUCAUAAUAAUUAUUCAUUUAUAGAGAGCAAUGUCAAGGAAGUAAGAAAUAAUGUAUUGCAGUUCUUAAGUUUAAAGAGCUUUAGUUACAUAAACUUGAGAUUCAACCAUCAGAAAAUCUCAUCAACUUCAGGGCUUAACUCUUUCUCUCCGUAAUUAUUUACCACAUUCUGGUGGAAUCAACACUGGUAUCGUCAGUUAGGAGAAAAAGAGUUAAAGCUCAUUUUCUUGUUUAUAGUGCUUUGACUUCUCUCUGAAAUACUUUGUUUUGUUCUUGAGUGUUUGAUGACUUGAUCAUACCAUCUUGAGUAGAAUAUAGCAUUUUGAUUUCCUAAUCCUGUCUGAAUCUGGAAGCACUUCAAAGACACUAACAACACAUAUUGACGCAGCCUGUCAACGUGUUCCAAAAUUGUCUUUACUUCUUUGUAAAAUUUAUUUUAAAUUUUUGUUUUAAAAUUUGCUGUUGAUUUGUGUGUGUGUGUGUGUGUGUGUUAUUUGAUUGUCUCUGAGAAAUAAAAUGUUAACAAAAAAAUUAUUUUAAAUCAUUUUGUGUUUUAGAGUCCAUUUUGUCCAUCCUUCCGUUGGACUGCCACUCUACUUCUCUGUCGUAUCUUUUUGUUUAAAAUGUCUUGCAUCGUAGCUUGAUCCUUUGAUGUUGUCGUUUAGUCAUGAAUCUUGUUAUUACUCAUGUUUAGCUAUUGAAACAUGAAUGAAAAACAUGUUUUAUAGUGUGGGGGAUAUUCGUAAAGACAAUCUGGGUUCAGCUUUGGAAAAAAACAAAAAAAAAAGGAGGGGGGGGGGACUGUUAAACAUUUUAGUCAAUUUGUUUAUGUUGUUUUAAGAUUAAUCAGACAUCAUCUCUUUAUGUUGUUUUAAGGUUAGUUCUACAUCAUCUAAAUCAGUUCCAAGUUGUACAUUUCAAGUUUUGUUUUCAUUUUAGUUAACUAGAGUGGUUGCACUUGGUCUUCUGUUGUUUGUAAAAAAAAAAAAAAAAUAAAUAAAUAAAGUAAUGUUCUUUACAUUA
Molecule: messenger RNA, 9791 nt
Organism: Biomphalaria glabrata
Lineage: Eukaryota; Metazoa; Mollusca; Gastropoda; Planorbidae
Product: serine/arginine repetitive matrix protein 2-like
Exons: 41
Coding region: 658-8613 (2651 amino acids)
Biological process (GO): regulation of transcription by RNA polymerase II
Source: RefSeq, a predicted model, not a curated record